AUUAAACUGCACAGAUGGUCUCAACCGCGCCAACAAUUGAACGUUUCUGUGAAAGUGGACCCUGUUAAACGUUAACGUGGUGAACGAUAAACCGGCGUCUCCAGUUAUCUGCUAAGUUAUGUGUUGUACAGCAUAAACAGCAUCUUCUUGGAAACAGGGAGCGGCGCAGUGGAAACCAAAUGCAGCUCGGGCCUUGCUUGCCGUCAAGCUCUAGCCUCGGCUGGAAAGUGUUCACCUGAAACACACAAGUCACAAUGACUGUGGGACUCUCCAGCUGAGUUUGUGGACAGUCACAGCUGGAUAGCCUGACGGGAGCUGGACGGAGACUGUGGAGAGGAUUGUAAAAAGCGUCUGUGCUGCCGUUAUCGCUGCCGAGGGAUCUACUGGACCUGCAUUUCGGAUAAAGUCUGCAAUCGGCUGCACUGUGGUUGACGGGUGACCCCGAUCCACAGCCGUCUGUGCUUCUGGGUCAGCGCUGAGCUAAUAGAGGUGGCCUGACCGGGUCCGAUGUGGAAUUUAACACAGAGUGACCCUCACCCACAAGCCUUUCUCUGAGCCCAGACUAAAGGGGGGAAAAAGAACAAGAGGAUCGACGGAGAGGAGACAGAAGUGAGAGCUGCAGCACAGACACCGCUCUCCCACUAUGCCGGUGGAGACCCUGCGGCCGUCAGACGGCCGCCUGGCUGGAGCUCCCUUCACCUCCGCAAUGCCCUUCCGGUUACUUAACAAGGGUCCGGACUACUUCCGCCGCCAAGCUGAGCCCGGCGUUCGUAAACUGAGUGCGGUGGAGCGCCUGGAGGCUGACAAGGCCAAGUACGUUAAGAGCCAGCAGGUGGCCCUCAACCGCCAGGCCCCCAUAAAAGCACCAAUCAUCCGCAAGCCCCUGGUUCCCUCGGGAAUGAUGCUGCAGUGCCAGAUCUCCCCUAGCACUCCUCCAACCCGCAAGGUUGCCCGCUGCCCAGCUGAUGUGGAGACCAGAGGGGGAAGAGAGGGGCCGGGAGCCAAACGAGGAGCCGCUCUUAACUUGGAUAUUCUCAAUAAUCUUAUUAAUGAUGUAUGCGACGGACCCAUGCCCUGUUCUCAAUCAUCAUUCUCCAGCUCCCCUUCAUCAUCAUCUCCAUCAUCUGGGGCAAAGAGCAUCGGGAGUAGUCUGUCAGCAGAACAGGAGAGGAGCAGCCGACUGCUCAACAACCUCAAACCCUUGAAUCACGGUACCACCAACUCGUCUUCCACCUCUUCCUGCACUUCCUCUCCACUCAUUAAUAAUAACCUCAGAACCUCUGCAGAACUCACCCAUCGCCCACCACCUGUCCCGGCGCGAGCUCCCCGCAUUGGGCUUCCAGUGCCCUACAGCUCCCCUAACUCUGUAACUGUGCGCAGGGUGGAUGUCCGGCCUCAGGCUGAGGUGAGCAAGGUCCAUAGGGUCCAGCUGCAGCCCCCGGUCAGGCCGAGACAGACCGCACAGGGACAAGUUCCACACCCACAGGUUCCUCCCCCGCCUCCCCCGUCCUCUCAGAACCCACCUCAAUCCCACCCGCAGCUCACCGCCCCCUCGCAAACACUGCCAUCCCCGCCGGCCUACCUGCCGCCCAGUCCCAUGCUGGUCAGAGCGGGCAUGAUCCCGCCCGCCUCGCCUGCUUUCACCCGUAUAUCGAACGCCAGCUCCAGGGGGUCCGGCCGCAAGCAUCCGUCGCUGCACCGCUCCAAGUCGGACCUGAGCGACCGCUACUCUCGCGCGACGGCCGACCUGGAGCGUUUCUUCAACUACUGCGGGCUGGACCCAGAGGAGGUGGAGGGAAUGGGCGGGGUGGAGUGCUUCACGAGGGCCAACUCGGACAUUGUGUCGGUCUCCAAGCUCCGCAGCGUCAGCACACCCAGCUCGGAGUGCGGCGACGAGGCCGACCGGGCGAGGGAUGAGGGGGGAGAGGACGACGAGGACGACGGCCCCGUCAGAGCCAGCGAACGCGUGCCGUACGGCAUCUCGGUCAUCGAGAGGAAUGCCCGGGUCAUCAAGUGGCUGUACGGCAUCCGUCAGGCCCGGGAUGCCAACAACGCUGUCUCUAACGUAUAGACUAUAAAAGACUAGAAUAAAGAGGCAAGCAGACGUUUUUAGACACAUUCAAAGAAGGAAGGCCCGUCUGUUCAUAUUCUACUGCCUUACGUGACUUACGGACAAUCUAGGACUUGUGUCCAAUGAAGACUCAGUGUUGGAACGUACACGUUUGUGUGUGUUUUCUUCUUUUUUUUGUUUGUUUGGGCUGCAGGUCAGGGCCGCUACCUUGCAGAACGUAAAGGACGAUACAUUUCUGUUAAUUUUCCUACUUAUACAACAAUAAUGGUAUAUGAAAGCAAUAAUUGACCUGUGUAAAUGGUGAACAUGAAGCCAGAGGAUGUUUGCAGUUGUUGUUCCUUAAAUACAGGUUGUGUGUGUGUGUGUGUGUGUGUGUGUGUGUGUGUGUGUGUGUGUGUGUGUGUGUGUGUGUGUGUGUGUGUGUGUGUGUGUGUGUGUGUGUGUGUGUGUGUGUGUGUGUGUGUGUGUGUGUGUGUGUGUGUGUGUGUGUGUGUACCAGAGCUUGGCAGAGUAAAGCCAUACUACAAAUUGGCUAGCUAUUGUUGAAGAGCUGUUGAGAAAGCCAGGACCCCGCUGAUACUGUGAAAUGUCACAAAAAAAGCUUCCCUACACAUUUGUACUUUCAAACUUGUUUUGGCUGUAAGACUGUUAUUACACACUCUCUUUUUUGUCAGCAUGUGAGUGUAUACCUUGACUUUAUGGUUUUGCCAUUUAAGCAACAAACUUUCACACAAAUAAUCACUUGAUUGCACAGACGUACUUUGAGGUCAUUUACAGUGAAUAGGAUCGCAUCUGCAGUUAGUGCCGUGUGUAUAUCUGACUGUAACUUUGUCUACUUUUGUGUGUUUGCAUCUGAAACGGGGGUUCUGCUGCACUGGUGCAGCAAGGAGCCUCUUUACUAUGUAUGUCUUGGCACAGAUAAGCGCACAUGUCAUGUGAUGGGGGUGGAUGGUUGGAGUAAGUGUAGCAUGAAAAAGUUAUUUUGCUUUCAAAAGAGUAAGAGGUAAUAAGACUGAGUAUAUUCAUGGAUAAAGAAAGAUAUCUAUGUGUACAACCAUGUCUGUGCUUUUAAAAGUGUCUCAGGAAGAUAUACUUGGUAUACAAAUAAAAAUGGACCAAUAUUUAUUUGGAAAAAUGUAAUUUAAUAUUCAGAGACUGUACAGAAUCCAGUCGUCUGCUUGCUGCAAUGUGAACACAUCUGCUACAGUUAUUGUAGGGUCACAUUUAAAAAUACAGACAGCAGUCGCACCUUCAGAGCGGAACGCGUGAGAGCGUCCCGCUGCGCCGAAAGCGAGACUUUGUGUAUUUGUUGGGCUUCCUGUAUGCUGCGGCGGCGGCGAGGAAGGUCCGACUCCUCCACCCUCCACUUCCUUUAGGUUCGCUGUUUAUCAGCUGGAGGACGCCAGCGGCCAAAGGAGGGAGAUGUGUGAAAGGCUUUACCGUGGUGUGUUCUAAACCGUUAAUAAAACCUGUUCAAGUA
Molecule: messenger RNA, 3551 nt
Organism: Betta splendens (Siamese fighting fish)
Lineage: Eukaryota; Metazoa; Chordata; Actinopteri; Anabantiformes; Osphronemidae
Product: protein FAM110A
Exons: 4
Coding region: 644-2071 (475 amino acids)
Source: RefSeq, a predicted model, not a curated record